Molecule: messenger RNA, 1353 nt
Organism: Rhagoletis zephyria (snowberry fruit fly)
Lineage: Eukaryota; Metazoa; Arthropoda; Insecta; Diptera; Tephritidae
Product: guanine nucleotide-binding protein G(f) subunit alpha-like
Biological process (GO): adenylate cyclase-activating dopamine receptor signaling pathway; sensory perception of chemical stimulus
Cellular component (GO): cytoplasm; heterotrimeric G-protein complex
Molecular function (GO): guanyl nucleotide binding; G-protein beta/gamma-subunit complex binding; GTPase activity
Source: RefSeq, a predicted model, not a curated record
CUUUGCAGAAUUUUACGUUGUUUACGUCACACAAAAGUGCCUGACGAAUUUCAUACAACGCCACAGGAUGUGGAACAGCAAUUCACCGAAGUGCGUAAAUCGUUUCGUGAGGCUGUAAAAAUUUUAUUACUGGGUACAGCAGAAUCCGGCAAGACCACUAUAAUUAAACAAAUGCGUAUAUUGCACAUAAAUGGAUAUACAGAUGAAGAACGCUGUGAUAAAAUUCACGAAAUCUAUCAAAAUAUCCACGAAUCCAUGUAUCAACUGGUGCAACAUAUGUCCAUACUUGGCCUGCAAUAUCAGAGUAUAGCAAGUCGGAAGUGUGCAGAAUAUAUACUAUCGAUGGGAGAUCAAGCACCAGAAUAUAUGAAUGAGGAAUAUUGCGAUCACAUUGUCACCUUGUGGAAUGAUGUGGGCAUACGGACGUGUUUCGAUCGUUCUAAUGAGUUUCCAUUGUUGGAUAGCACGAAAUACUUCCUCGACAAUUUCGAACGUAUCUCCGAUCCCGACUACAUACCCUCCACCGAGGAUAUACUCCAUAGUCGUAAGAUCACAACUGGCAUACACCAGAUCACCUUCAAGGUGAAGGUGCCUCGCACUAUGGGCGGUGGCGUGCAGGAGUUUCGUAUGUACGAUGUUGGUGGCCAGCGUGAUCAGCGCAACAAGUGGAUACAGGUCUUCGAGGGCAUACAAGCUGUACUCUUUCUCAUCUCCUGCGGCGAUUUCGAUCAGAGUCUACGUGAGGAUCCACGCCAAAAUCGGCUGCAAGAGGCGCUCAAUCUCUUUCGUAGCGUUUGGCAAAAUCGCUUUCUCGCCUCGGCCGGCUUCAUUGUGUUCCUGAAUAAGCAGGACGUGAUGGAGCGUAAGAUACGCGCUGGCAAGCAUAUUGUGGAUUAUUUUCCAGAUUUUGAAGAUUUUUGUAAUUCACCACAAGAUCGUAAUUAUUUUGAUGAAACUGAUUGGACGAAACGUUUCAUUCAACAGAAACUGAUGGAUAUCACACGCGAGCCAUUCAAGCGUAAUUCUCGAAAUAAUAUUGACUAUUCGCGGCGGGAAUGCUACUAUCAUUUUACCAUCGCUACGGAUACGAGUUGUGUGCGGAAAGUUUAACGAGUACAUCAAAUGAUUCUGCAUCAGAAUAUGAAGAUGAUGGGACUGUUAUGAUGAGACUGUACUAUAUGUAUUUAUGUAUGUGUAUCGAAACGAAUAUGAGUUCGUGCAGUGAAAAUAUGUAAUAACUAGUGUAUUAGUAAGAUUAAUUAGCAAAGUAUUUACAUAGCCUAUACAUUCAGUGUUAAGUAUUUGUAUAGUGGGUAUUUUCCGAUAGCUUUAUGUCCGAGCCGAAUCUAUGAA